GAUAUUUAUAAAAGAAUAAGUUUAAACAUGCAAAAUAAUCUGCCAAUGGGGUCAGAAAAAUAAACUUGAAUUGGUACUUAAGUAAAAGGUCAAAUCAAGUUUAUUUAAGUUCGUUUUACUUAAAGUGAUAGUUCACCCAAAAAUGACAAUUCUGUCAUCAUUUACUCGCCCUCUCGUCAUCUCAAACCUGUAUGACUUUCUUUCUUCCGCAGAACAGAAAAGAAGAUAUUAUGAAAAAUAUUGUUGAUCAAACAGCAAUGGCAGUCAUUCACUUGCAUUGGUUUUGCGUCCAUAGAAGUCAAUCGGUGCCACCGCUGUUCAGUUAUCAACAUUCUUCAAAAUAUCUUCAUUUGAAAAUAACUUGCUGUACACAUUAGUAUUGAAAAUAUUUUCACAACUAAUCUUGCAAUAAAUCAUCCGUUGUAUAUCAUCGCCUGCCAAAUUCUCAGCAAGGAAAGAAAAUAACUGGUUCCGAUCACAAGAUAUAAGUAACACUAUACUGUGCAUAACAUUGGAGGCAUUAGAGCUAUUUAAGGACAAAACACAUUUUCCAGACGCUUUUGAAGUCCACUUUAACACAAGGGCAGAGACAUUUCAUUGGCCGUGAAGUAUGUCUGAGUGUGGUUGAUACCACUCCCACAAUCCCAUGUGAAACGCAUGUAUUGCGUUUUGAGGUGUACGUGUUUGAUGUAUUUAAUUUGACACAUCUUACACAGGAUCCCUCUUUUCCCGUGACCAGAACAAACCACGCCCAGCUCGAGGUUUUCCUGGUCUUGGCACUGUCUGAGUCAUAAUAAUACGUUAUAAAGCAUUCCCAUCAGCGAACACUUUCAACUUGAUGUCCUCUUGGACCGGCCAUUCAGAAGCUACGGUCUGGAGAGGGAAGAUGCACGUUUUGCUCUGUCUAGUUUGUGUCUUCAGUCUUUUUGGUCAGUAUCGUCUGACACCGUUACCACAAGAUGAACAUGAUCAAUCGAUUCAUGCAACCAAACCUGCUCAGAAUGACCUGUCCAUGGCAACUAAAUACCUGCAGCAUUUCUACAGUUUCCAAGCAGAUCCUGCAGGCCGCAGGAGGAGGAGCCGCCCAUCGUUCUCAUCCAAACUGAAGGACAUGCAGAGCUUUUUCGGACUCAACCGAACAGGAACCUUAAAUCCAGCCACCCUCAUUGUGAUGAGAACCCCGAGAUGCGGCGUUUCUGAUGUGGAGGACUACAGUCACAGACGUGGAAACAAGUGGAAGAAAAACCUCAUUACUUAUGGUGUUGGCCAGUAUACCGGUCACUUACCGGUGAACAUAGUGGACUCUCUGAUCUCAUCUGCUCUGGAUGUAUGGGCGAAGGCCAGUCCUCUUACUUUCCUCAGAUCAUAUUCUCACGAGGCAGACAUCAUGGUGGAGUUUGUAAGAAAUGAUCAUGGUGACUCCUUCCCUUUUGAUGGUCCAGAAGGCACACUGGCUCAUGCUUAUGGUCCAGGGGCGGGCAUCGGCGGGGAUGUUCACUUCGAUGAAGCUGAAUCCUGGACAGUGGGUUCAAAAGGGUUUAACUUGUAUCUAGUAGCUGCGCAUGAGUUUGGACACGCACUGGGUUUAAAACACUCACAAAAUCCUGAAUCGGUGAUGUACCCGACAUACAAAAACAGAAAAACGUACAAUGUGCUCUCCAGUGAAGAUAUCAUAAAUAUCAACACACUAUAUGGACCAAGAAACAAAAGGCCUUCUCCGUCUUCAAGAUUUAUCUGGAGCUAUCCCAGUGACCCCUGGCACAGCGGUUCUAAUUUCCCUGUAUCACUGAAGGAAACGUGUAAUCCGGACCUGACUUUUGAUGCUGUCACUACUGUAGGAGAAGCUCUUUUCUUUUUUAGAGACAAGUACUUGUGGAUUAAACACAACAACCAAAAUGAUAUAAAGGAAGGUCCUAUCAGCAAUUUUAUGCCAAAUGUUGAUUGCAAGAUCGAUGCUGCUUAUUGGGUGCCACAGCGAGCAACAGCUUAUCUGUUUAACGGGACUGUUUUCUGGACUGUUAAAGGAUCCCAGGUUAAAAGCAGAGCCAGAAACAUCAGGACUUUUGGGUUCCCAUCAUGGGUCCAGCACAUAGAUGCUGCAGUCCACAUUCACAGAACCGCACACACCUUAUUCUUCACUGAACACUUAUACUGGAGGUAUAACGAACAUUACAAGUCUAUGAAUGACUCGAGUCCACGUAACAUUUCUGAGGAUUUCCCGGGAAUAAAUGGGCCAAUAAAUGCUGCAGUUUAUAAAGAUGGUUCCCUCCAUUUCUUUGUUGGCUCAGAUGUGUACAAAUAUGACACCAAACAAAAGGAAAUUAUUGGAGUGUAUAAAACAAUGUCCUGGCUUGGGUGUUAAUGGACAAUCAUUUGAAUAACAGUUGCUUACACUAACCCAAUCUUAUGUCUUUUUUGUUGAAAUACAUUCUUCUUUCCUAGUUUAAUGUGCAGGCAACAUGUUUUCACUUUCUUGAGUGCAAACAAUGUUGCUCUUUUAAAACAACUCGUUUGAGUGGUCUAUGAAGUGGCUUAAAUGACUCCUGACUCAACCAGUGGUGCGAGUUCACAGCAGGAUUCAAAGGACAGCGAAUGGGUGUGGCAGAAGUAGCAGUGUUUUGGAAACCCAUGUCAAAACAAUCAUUACUUUUGGAGAUUUGUUUAGUGCCGAAGGCGGGAUAGAAAUUACACCACCUUUACUGAUUAUGUUGAGAAUUAUAAAGAAGCACGUCAUGUUUGUUCUUCACGUGAUAACUGCACCUACUGUGUAAUGUCUUCGAAACGUGCGUAUGUAAAUAUAAUGUGGUGUAGAAAAGGUUUUACAAAAGACAUUGUAAGUAAAAACGUAUGCCCUUGUUCUGACCUUCUAACUUGCCAUUACAGCUAAAUUCUGAUUUGAGAGCCUGUGUCCCAUGUGACUAUAUACUGUAAUAACUGUUCCAUAAGAUAUGUAGAGCUGCAUAAGCCAAAUAAAACAGAAAA
Molecule: messenger RNA, 2982 nt
Organism: Triplophysa rosa
Lineage: Eukaryota; Metazoa; Chordata; Actinopteri; Cypriniformes; Nemacheilidae
Product: matrix metalloproteinase-20-like
Exons: 10
Coding region: 839-2362 (507 amino acids)
Biological process (GO): amelogenesis; extracellular matrix organization; proteolysis
Cellular component (GO): extracellular matrix
Molecular function (GO): zinc ion binding; metalloendopeptidase activity
Source: RefSeq, a predicted model, not a curated record